Molecule: messenger RNA, 2076 nt
Organism: Arachis stenosperma
Lineage: Eukaryota; Viridiplantae; Streptophyta; Magnoliopsida; Fabales; Fabaceae
Product: disease resistance protein RPP4-like
Exons: 6
Coding region: 12-1466 (484 amino acids)
Biological process (GO): defense response
Molecular function (GO): protein binding
Source: RefSeq, a predicted model, not a curated record
AAGAAAGAAAUAUGACAUUAAGAGCAGAAACAUUAUCAAGAAUGAGACGACUUGAAUUUCUCAAAAUAAAAAAAGUUAGUUUUUCUGGAAGUUUGAAUAGCAUUUCUAGCGAAUUGCGAUAUCUUGAGUGGGAAGAGUAUCCGUUUACGUAUUUUCCAUCGUGUUGUAAGCUAUCCAAGCUUUUGAAAUUAGUCUUGCAAAGGAGCAACAUCAAGCAACUAUGGGAUGGCACAAUGUGUCUGGACAAUUUGAAGGAAUUGAAUCUCUCUGACUCCAAAAAUCUUGUGAAGCCUCCAAACCUUAGCCAGGCUCCAAAUCUUGAGAGGCUGUUCCUUAGAGGAUGUAGAAAGCUUAAGCACAUACAUCCAUCAACUGGAGACCUAAGAAAACUUGUUGAGUUAGAUUUGAGUGGGUGCACAAGUUUAAUGAGUUUUCCCAUCACUGUAUUCGGUAUAUCUUCUCUAAAAUCUGUUGAUCUGAGCGGGUGCUCAAGAUUAUUUGGUGGGAAAGAGUUAGAAAAUGGAAGUGAGAGUAGUAUCCAAUGCCAAUCGACAGUAUGGUCCACUUUUAAAAGGCUUAAGCUUAGGUUACCAUUCCAUUUCUUCAAUUAUUCUAAAAGUAGAUUCAACCAUGUGUUCCAUCUGUGGAGGCUUUCUCUGGCUCGCUUAAGCUGCGUGUAUUAUCUUAACCUAAGUUAUUGUAAUCUGCAUACCAUCCCUGAGGCCAUAUCAUCCUUACAUUAUUUAGGGAUCUUAGUUUUCGAAGGAAACAAUAUAGUUAGAGUACCUGAUUUCAUAAACAAGCUUCCCAGACUGAGACGGUUGGUGUUAGAUAACUGCAAACGGCUAAUGUAUGUAGAUGAGUUCCCAUUACCAUUACCAUUACCCUAUCCAGCGGCAGAGCGAACAAAACUUGUGAAAUGGGGAGAAUUGAAGAUUAGGAACUGCCCGAAAAUAGUAGAGAAGGAAAGGUUGAGUGGAAUGGGUAGUUCAUGGAUGAGAGAAUACAUUAAGGUACACAAUGAAUCCACUUAUUUCCUUGGUAUUGUAAUACCAGGGAGUGGAGUUCCAAUUCCAAGGUGGUUUAAGGAUCAGAAUAAGGGGGCGGAUAAUUCAAUGUGGAUAGAAUCAUUUCCGAAUGCCAAUGACAACAAUUGGAUUGGCAUUGCCCUUUGUGCCCACAUUCUUGUUCAAUUUGAACAAUCCCUCUCCAUUGAGCUCUACUUUUACGACCAAACAGGAAAAGGCAACCUCGUGUACCGUUUCUUUUGGCCUAAAAAGGAGGAUGAGGUGACGGGUGAAUUGGUUCACCUCUGCCUAUUCUAUCUUUCUCGCCAACAACUCAUUCGGGAUGGAAAGCAGCAUGAUCUUGAUGGAUCCCGCUUUGAAUUCAAAGUACAUGACCACAGCUAUGUGGAAGUGAAGAAGUGGGGAAUGCGUGUGAUACUGAACCAGGAUUUGGAGUAACCCAACUCUGUCAGAUAUUGAUUUAGUUUGAUUAUUGACCAACUCAGAGAGAAGAGGAUUGAGAUAUGUUGAGGGUGAUUCAUAAUUAAUAUGAGUAACUGGAACUCAUCAGAGAAGAACUUGUUGGUGUUCAUGCUACCAUGUUGCUGAAAUGCACUGGGCUUUAUUUCUAUAUUUGCCUCCACUUGAUGUUAUCUAGAUGAUGAUUGAGAUGUUGAGGGUGAUUCAUAAUGAACUCAUCAAAGAACUUGUUAGUGUUCAUGCUACCAUGCUGCUGAAAGAGGCUUGGUUUUGUUGGAAAUUUUGAGGCCACCAUCAAUACGUAUUGAAAUUCAAAAUUGCAAUAUCACUUUCUCUCUUGAGCCGUGGCAGCACAAUUACAAAGUUAGGAUGCUUGUCCUUCUGAAUCCUAUAGCAUCUCUGGUACCUCCGAAGGGAAUGAUAACACACUACUUAGUGUUGAUAACAACACCACAAGGGACAAUGAUCUAGCAGAAUGUGCAUAAGCAUAAACUCCUUUUUGCAUUCUAAAUCAAUUUGUGAGAAAAGAUUACUGCUAUCAACCACUUCAUUAUGCAUGACUAAACUACUGGUAGCCUUUGGAGCCAUA